Messenger RNA from Anthostomella pinea, 2823 nucleotides. Lineage: Eukaryota; Fungi; Ascomycota; Sordariomycetes; Xylariales; Xylariaceae. The record is from the annotation of a GenBank genome assembly.
AUGUCGUUCGAUCCAACCAAUAUCUCCAAGGCCGAUGCCGCCGCCUAUUCGUCUUCUGAUAACGACGAGGACGAUUACGACGAGUACCUACAGCCCUCGCUCGAUCCCCGCGCCGACGAGUUCGUCGAUCACAACCCCCGAAAACGGCGAAGGACCGGUCGCAACGCCAAGGAGAGUGCAGCCUUGGGCAUAUUCGGUUCCGAUAGCGAGGACGAUGGCCCGGGCAGGCGGUGGAAGGGCAAGAAGGACCUGCGACACAAGAAUGUCGCUUUUGUUUCCGCCGGCCAGGAGAAGCUGGACGAAGAGAUGGAUGAGGACGAGGACGAAGAGGAUGAGGACGAGUUAGGCAGUCGCCCUGGUCUGGGGAAUGGGUCACGGACCACACAGGAUCAUGAGGAGGAGGAAGAAGACGAUGAUGAUGACGAUAUGGCUGGCGUUGGUCUGGGGUUUCGAGCUUCAGCGCAGGGGCUCGGUUGGGCGCCUCCCCCCCGAUCUCAAGGCGCAUCUGCCGCUCUAAACACACCGAGCAAGUCGACGGGCUUCAAGACCAAAUAUGAUGGGAGCACGCGUUUGGGGAAGGGGUUCGUUCCUUCGUCAGCGAACGCCCCCGUACUGAAUCCAGGUCUUGACGAUGGCCCAUCAUCCGCAACCCAGACCCCGAAACCUAGUGUCUUUACAGGGACAGGAAAGGCCAAAUCUUUUGCCGCCAAGAUGAUGGCGCGCAUGGGCUACGUCGAGGGUCAAGGUCUAGGUGCCCAGGCACAGGGUCGUAAUGUCAUCAUCGAACCUACACUGCGACCACAAGGUGUAGGUCUCGGAGCCGUCAGGGAGAAGUCAGAACAGGAGCGCAAAGAGGAGAAGCGCCAGGCGCGCAUGCGCGGGGAGGAGGUUGUAGACUCGGAUAAAGAGAGAAAGAAGGCCGAACGCGAGCGAAAUAGGAAAGGCCUGGAUAGUGUGACUGGUAGCGGCGCGAGCACCCCGAGGAGGCCCAAGACAAAGUACAUGACCGUCGGUGACAUCCAAAAGGCUGCGCCAGGACUACACAUCCCCGAUGCCUUCGCCCCGAUCCUGGAUAUGACGGGACGCGACUCGAAGCUCUUGACGUCGAGCUCGGGCUUGCUCACCCCUCGAGCUGGUACCGAACUAGUCGAGCAGACUGAGGCGCGCAAGCUGGCGAGGCGGGCCCAGGGCGAUCUCACGGCUUUCGUAGAGGAGUACAAGAGUUUGAAUGAGAGGAAGGCGUGGCUGGAUAUGGAAACUCACCAGCGCCAACAGCAGUUGGACGAGCUCGAGAGUGAAUUUUCGGCGCUCGACGUCUUCUCCUCGGUCCUGGACGACAUUUCGCAAGCCGCACGCGAUCGACAGUGGGAUCUAGUCAUCUCCGGACUGAAGAAAGCCGAGGCCGCUUCUUCGACCCAUACCGAGCAGUUGGCGAGUAUCGCCGUUGCUUGCAUCCACCCAUUUUUACGCGAAGCUGUCCAAGGAUGGCAGCCUCUCGAUGACCCAAAGCUGGGCAACUUUGCAACGGAUCUUUCGGGGAUUCGAGGUCUCCUCGGUCUCAAAAACAAGGCGGGCAACGGGAAUGCGGUGGCGAAAUGGCAAGAUUUCGACGUUGACGCCACAUAUCGUCAUCAGAAGUCUACUACCGCCUACGAGAGUAUGAUCUAUAAGCUGCUUUUCCCGAAGCUCGUCACAACCGUUUCUCAAAUAUGGGACGUAUAUGAUGCGGCGCCCCUGAUUGCCAUCUUCGACAAGUGGGACCAGCUGUUCCCAGCCUUCGUGCGUUCCCAACUACUAGAACAGGUGGUGAGGAGGCUCGACGAUGCCAUCGGAAAUUGGAAACCCAGGAAAAAGCAGCACAACCUUCCACACCUGUGGCUGUUCCCCUGGCUUCAGCACUUACCCGUCCAUCAUCUCGAACCCAAAGGAACCGGCCUCGUCGCUGAUGUGAGGCGCAAAUUCCGUCAACUAAUCGACGUCUGGGAGUUUGACAAGGGCGUCAUCCCUGGCUUAAAGCAGUGGAAAGACAUUUUCCGGCCGAACAAGGCACAAGAUCAGUGGAAACCCCUUGUCAUGCACCACAUCCUUCCAAGCAUGGCUCGCUACCUACGUGCAAACUUUCGCAUCGAUCCUAGCGAUCAGGAACCGUAUCUGAUGAUGCUCUCCGGUGUCCUUAAAUGGACCGACAUUAUCUCGAACUCGAUGGUCGCCGAGGUCAUCGUCACAGAAGUGUUUCCAAUGUUCCACGAGGUGCUCUACCAGUGGCUUGUAAGCGAUAAUUCCAACUACGAGGAGAUAGGCACUUGGUUUCAGUGGUGGAAGGACGACGUGUUCCCAGCCGAAGUUUCGUCGCAGCAAAGCCUCGUUGCCGAGUUCGGCAAGGCCAGUCUCACCAUUGAGCAUGCUCUUGAUCUGGGUGGCGACGCGAAACGAAGACUUCCUCGCCCCGAUGGCCUCCCUGCGCUUCAAUCCAAGUCUCGCUCCCACAAAUCCAAGGCAGAGCAGAAGCCCAUACCUGUUCUUGCCCCAUCCCAGCCUCUGGAAAAAGCCGAGCCCACUUUCCGCGACGAAGUGGAAGAGUGGUGCCAAGAGAACGAUUUACAAUUCAUCCCGGUUCGCAAAACCAACGAAACUGGCAAGCACUAUUUCCGCAUCACAGCCCGCAUGGACGGCAAGGGAGGCGUGCUUGCAUAUUUCAAAGGCGAUAUCUUGGUUGUCGAAUCCCGCAAGACGAGUGGGGAGUACAGACGCGAGCUGAAGCAGGAUUGGAGCUUGCUGCUUGACCCCCUGUAUGACGAGGUCGACCAAGGUGGGAGGAGUUGA